Molecule: messenger RNA, 1204 nt
Organism: Tachysurus fulvidraco (yellow catfish)
Lineage: Eukaryota; Metazoa; Chordata; Actinopteri; Siluriformes; Bagridae
Product: leukotriene B4 receptor 1-like
Exons: 1
Coding region: 173-1063 (296 amino acids)
Biological process (GO): immune response; G protein-coupled receptor signaling pathway
Cellular component (GO): membrane
Molecular function (GO): G protein-coupled receptor activity
Source: RefSeq, a predicted model, not a curated record
AUGAGUGUAUGAAGAAAUGCAAAAUAUACUGCUGAACCUUUUUCACCAGAACUUCCUGACAUAUCUUUCGACACCAUGCUGUUUUUUAAGCUAGGUAAGAAACCACACACUCCUAUACUUCUGCUUCUUUUAGUAUUUAGAUCCUACACCCUGUUACGCGAAAGCUCUAACCAUGCAGCACCUCAACUCAUCCAACAGCUCGCUCAUCGCUCCUGUCUCUACUGAGAACCUGAUUGGCAGUAUUGUGGGGGCAGUUUGCUUUACACUGGGAGUCCCUGGUAAUAUUGCUGUAAUGGUGCGUCUGUCUGGAUGGCUGAAGAGAGGCAGUUUCACCCCGAGACUGAUGCUAAGCCUGGCCAUAUCAGAUCUACUCACUCUGAUUUCUCUGCCCAUUUGGAUUUGGGCUCAUCUGCAUGGCUGGGUGUUUGGCUUGGUCUUGUGUAAGCUUCUCUCUUACAUCAUGUUGUUAAGCUUCUACUGCAGCAUACUGUGUGUGGUGUUGAUGAGCAUGCAGCGUUACAUCCAAGUGCUGCAUCCUGAGAAAUGGAAGAAGCUUGUCAGAAAUGGAGAGAAGAUCCUUUUGAGUGGGAUGUGGGUGUUAAGUGCAGUUUUAUCAUGCUAUGCUCUCAUACUAAGCGAUUUAAGCAUGGACAGAGGAAGACUUCUUCAGUGCACGCUAAGAUAUCAGAAUAAGGCUGAAAGAGUGCUUACGGUUAUCUGGCAUAUUAUAAUAUUUGUGGCUUCAUCUACCAUCGUAUCUUAUUUCUACUUUCACCUUCACAGAGGAGUUAAUAACUCAGUUUUCUUUAGCAGUAACUCAUUGACCAAGGUGGUGACGAGAAUUGUGGUGUGUUUUUUUAUUUUUUGGUUCUCGAAUCAAAUCUCCGACAUUGUUAUCAUCAUUGCAACAUUGACUGGGAAUGACAGUCUGUUAAGAUCUGCAGUAUCUGGAGACAAUGUUACUACAGCUCUGGUUUUUUUUAACAGUUGUGUUAACCCCUUCCUGUACGCUUUCUCUGCUCGGGCUCAUCAACAGGGAACAGCUGGAACAGAUGAUCCUUAGUUUCUUGAACAUAUAGAGGUUUGAGUGAGCUGAUGCAUGUCCAUUUGUGUGCUCCUAAAGCCUAAUGGCUUGAAACAAAAUGUAUGUCUUAAAUUAGAAAAUGAUAAAUGUUACUUAAUCCAAAAAUGUGUUCCUCAAUAU